This is a messenger RNA of Rhizophagus irregularis DAOM 181602=DAOM 197198, 905 nucleotides long. RefSeq lists its product as uncharacterized. NCBI's taxonomy places the organism in Eukaryota, Fungi, Glomeromycota, Glomeromycetes, Glomerales, Glomeraceae. The record is from RefSeq and is a predicted model, not a curated record.
AUUUCACACACAUUUUCCCACCAAGUCUCUAAUAAUCAAGUCUUUUAAUUUAUUUCCACAUUUUUCACACACAUUUUCCUACCAAGUCUCUAAUAAAAAUGUUAAAGAUGUUGAUCAUCUUUAUAUAUUCAACCUCCAUCUGUUGCUUUUUUGCCACAUCUCAAAAUGUAUUAUCUCGAGAUAUUUUAUCUCAAAAUGUAUCAUCUCCAAAUACAUUACCCCAAUAUACAUCACCUCAAGAUAUAUGGUACAUUUAUAAAGAGCCUAUAGAAGGUCUAAAACUACGUGACACUCUAACACUUAAAGAUGGUACUUUGAUGAUUUGGAUGACCCUUGAUGAUGUUGAAGAUCCAUCAUGCAUAUUACCUUAUUUUUAUCUACGAUUGAUAAAAAGAACAGGCCGAAUUACAUACAUAAAUCUUAAUUACACCUUUCCUCUAGAAGCAGUUUGCCCCAUUGAUAUGACUUUUAUACCCUUAAGUUAUAAUUAUAUAAUGGUAAUUUAUGUUAAAUUAAACAAUGGUGUUACGGGAAAGUAUGGCUUGAUAAUUAAUUAUGACAGCGAGAUAAUAAGUGAAAUCUACUUAGGAAAUGUUAAUGAUGAUAUUAUAAUUAGUGGAAGAUUAGAAAAAAGUUUUAUUUGUAUUGAAGAACAUGCACAGGUCGAAGUAGGCCCAUGUACUACAAAUUUCUAAUUGUGAAACUUCAUUCACAUGGCCCAUUUCUCAUAGAUUUAUAAAUUUUGGAAAUUCUUGGAAAUUUGUCCCGUUUCCAUUAAGUUUCCACCCUAUUUUUGAUAAUAGAAACUUCAUUUAUAUGUUGUUUAUAUUUAUAUCACACUGAAAAUAUUUUUUUUCAAAUAUAUUCACAUUAAACUAUAAUCAAAUUUUUUUAUUUCAUGUUAU